Molecule: messenger RNA, 4139 nt
Organism: Piliocolobus tephrosceles (Ugandan red Colobus)
Lineage: Eukaryota; Metazoa; Chordata; Mammalia; Primates; Cercopithecidae
Gene: NTRK3
Product: neurotrophic receptor tyrosine kinase 3
Exons: 16
Coding region: 323-2161 (612 amino acids)
Biological process (GO): positive regulation of neuron projection development; protein phosphorylation; cell surface receptor protein tyrosine kinase signaling pathway
Cellular component (GO): axon; plasma membrane; signaling receptor complex
Molecular function (GO): neurotrophin receptor activity; neurotrophin binding; ATP binding
Source: RefSeq, a predicted model, not a curated record
GGCUCGGAGCACUUGUACAUUUCUGCAGCCGCGCGGCGAGCCAUUCACGGCGGCUGCUGCAGCUCCUACUGCAUCUUCCUUCUCCUCCUUUCCUCUGGCUCCGGUCUCGGAGUCGGAGAGCGCGCCUCUCUUCCAGAGUCCCCGGACCCGGCGAGUCAGCGAUCGCCGAGCCAGCCACCAUGCCCGGCAGACCGCGCCACUAGGCGCUCCUCGCGGCUCCCACCCGGCGGCGGCGGCGGCGGCGGCGGCGGCCGCGAUGGUUUCAGACGCUGAAGGAUUUUGCAUCUGAUCGUUCGGCGUUUCAAAGAAGCAGCGAUCGGAGAUGGAUGUCUCUCUUUGCCCAGCCAAGUGUAGUUUCUGGCGGAUUUUCUUGCUGGGAAGCGUCUGGCUGGACUAUGUGGGCUCCGUGCUGGCUUGCCCUGCAAAUUGUGUCUGCAGCAAGACUGAGAUCAAUUGCCGGCGGCCGGACGAUGGGAACCUCUUCCCCCUCCUGGAAGGGCAGGAUUCAGGGAACAGCAAUGGGAACGCCAGCAUCAACAUCACGGACAUCUCAAGGAAUAUCACUUCCAUACACAUAGAGAACUGGCGCAGUCUUCACACGCUCAAUGCCGUGGACAUGGAGCUGUACACUGGACUCCAAAAUCUGACCAUCAGAAACUCAGGACUUCGGAGCAUUCAGCCCAGAGCCUUUGCCAAGAACCCCCACUUGCGUUACAUAAACCUGUCAAGUAACCGGCUCACCACACUCUCGUGGCAGCUCUUCCAGACGCUGAGUCUUCGGGAAUUGAGGUUGGAGCAGAACUUUUUCAACUGCAGCUGUGACAUCCGCUGGAUGCAGCUGUGGCAGGAGCAGGGGGAUGCCAAGCUCAACAACCAGAACCUCUACUGCAUCAACGCUGAUGGCUCCCAGCUUCCUCUCUUCCGCAUGAACAUCAGUCAGUGUGACCUUCCUGAGAUCAGCGUGAGCCACGUCAACCUGACCGUACGAGAGGGUGACAAUGCUGUCAUCACUUGCAAUGGCUCUGGAUCACCCCUUCCUGAUGUGGACUGGAUAGUCACUGGGCUGCAGUCCAUCAACACUCACCAGACCAAUCUGAACUGGACCAAUGUUCAUGCCAUCAACCUGACGCUGGUGAAUGUGACGAGUGAGGACAAUGGCUUCACCCUGACAUGCAUUGCAGAGAAUGUGGUGGGCAUGAGCAAUGCCAGUGUUGCCCUCACUGUCUACUAUCCCCCACGCGUGGUGAGCCUGGAGGAGCCUGAGCUGCGCCUGGAACAUUGCAUCGAGUUUGUGGUGCGUGGCAACCCACCACCAACACUGCACUGGCUGCACAAUGGGCAACCUCUGCGGGAGUCCAAGAUCAUCCAUGUGGAAUACUACCAGGAGGGAGAGAUUUCUGAGGGCUGCCUGCUCUUCAACAAGCCCACCCACUACAACAAUGGCAACUAUACCCUCAUUGCCAAAAACCCACUGGGUACAGCCAACCAGACCAUCAAUGGCCACUUCCUCAAGGAGCCCUUUCCAGAGAGCACGGAUAACUUUAUCUUGUUUGAUGAAGUGAGCCCCACACCUCCUAUCACUGUGACCCACAAACCAGAAGAAGACACUUUUGGGGUAUCCAUAGCAGUUGGACUUGCUGCUUUUGCCUGUGUCCUGUUAGUGGUUCUCUUCAUCAUGAUCAACAAGUAUGGUCGAAGGUCCAAAUUUGGAAUGAAGGGUCCCGUGGCUGUCAUCAGCGGUGAGGAAGACUCAGCCAGCCCACUGCACCACAUCAACCACGGCAUCACCACACCCUCGUCGCUGGACGCUGGGCCCGACACUGUGGUCAUCGGCAUGACCCGCAUCCCUGUCAUUGAGAACCCCCAGUACUUCCGUCAGGGACACAACUGCCACAAGCCAGACACGUGGGUCUUUUCAAACAUAGACAAUCAUGGGAUAUUAAACUUGAAGGACAAUAGAGAUCAUCUAGUCCCAUCAACUCACUAUAUAUAUGAGGAACCUGAGGUCCAGAGUGGGGAAGUGUCUUACCCAAGGUCACAUGGUUUCAGAGAAAUUAUGUUGAAUCCAAUAAGCCUUCCCGGACAUUCCAAGCCUCUUAACCAUGGCAUCUAUGUUGAGGAUGUCAAUGUUUAUUUCAGCAAAGGACGUCAUGGCUUUUAGAAACUCCUUUUAAGCCUCCUUAUUUUGAUGUCACCUUGGUAGGCUGGGCCCUCUGAGAGGUUGGAAGCUCUAGGCAUUGUUCUCUUUGGAUCCAGGGAUGCUAAGUAGAAACUGCAUGAGCCACCAGUGCCCUGGCACCCUUUAACACCACCAGAUGGGUGUUUUCCCCCAUCCAUCACUGGCAGGGUUGCCCCUUCCGUCCAGUCAUCACUGUGCUCCUUUUUUUCCGGCCUACGAGACAGCUCCUGCCACCAUCUUUAGAGCCAACAAAGAGAAUUAAAAACCUGUGCACCAGGAGCAUCUUUUAAAUACACUAGCCAUUCUCUUGCUUUACACAAACAACCUAACCAUCACAAGAAAGCCUGAUGAAGUCCAGCCGUGCUCCAGCCUCACUUUCCCUGCUUGGAAGCGUGGGGUCUCCCUGGCUCUCCCAGGAUACCAUGCUGUCCUCUUAGUGACCUCGUCGCCCUGCAACCUCCAGUGGGGAAGAGUCACAGAGAGCACCUAAGCAGAGGUGGAGAUGGCGCGGUAAGAGGAGGGGGAGCCAGGCUCAAGUAUUGGCACCAAGUUAGGUCUCAGAGGAAAGAAUGGAAACCAAUCACUUUACGUUUUUAUUUUUAUUUUCGGUGGAAAAAUCAUCCUUUUUUUGGGACACACUUGCCCCCACUUCCUCUUCUCUCUGGAACGGCUCACAGUGAGUGCGAUAUUAGAAAACUCCUUGCAGAGGAGAGUUUCUCCAGGCUCUUCCUGGGCCCUUAGAUCUGCAGUUCCGACAAGCUUUGGCUGCAGGAGGUUUUACCCAUGAACUGGCCAUCCUACUAGGACCACAAGGGACCAAGGGAAUCAGGGACCGAGGCCCUUCCUGCCAGCCCAUGAUCCCGGGAUUGGCUCUCUUCCCCUACUUCCACUUAUUCUUGACUCAGAACUUUUGGAACCCAAUGGAAUCAGCAUUUCAAGGUCAAGAUGAACUGAAGGGGAAGAGAAGUAAAACUUGGCCUCCUCCAGCCCCUCUCAUGGCACCAAUGGAAGUGUCCUCCUGUUCUCUGGUCAAUAUGUGUGUUUACUUUGCUUGCUUUGACUCAUGCCUUACUCCAUGGCCACCUCUCCCAAAGAGGGGGCUUGCUUUCCCCAUUUUCAACUUGAUCCACUGAGGAGAGGGAAGGGGGUGACUUUCCCCUCUUCCAUAGGAAAGGCACAUUUGUAGGGCCUGAAACUCUCCCGUAUUUGCUGACUCACUAGUGGAGGAGAGGUCUGGCUCCCAGCUCCCCUGGUCCAUGGGGCCUCCAUUGUGUGAAGUCAGCAUAGGCUGCCCACCUAAUGGUGGAGAGCAUGAAACUGGGAGCAUCCUGUGGGGGGCUUUUGGGGGAAAAAGGUGGUUGUUUUAGCCCACCAUUGUUUUGGGGUGGUGUUGCACACUAGUAGAGGAUAGAGUCUAUGCCUUUGGCAAAUUUAACUGGGAGUUUGGAUUCCCACUUAAGGGUUUUACUUCUUGGGUCCUGUGGAUAGUGGUUCUUUGUGUCAGGAUCCCAGCCCGAUUCUGCAAAUGCCUCCAUGGGGUUUAAAAACAUGAGGCUUUCCAAGUUCUUGCCCAGUAUCUGGGGCAGCCUCCAGAGUAUCACCUGGGAGUUCAGAUUCUCUCCAGGACUCCAGGUGUGUGUUUAUCUCGCCCCCUCCAGCUCUCCUCAUCCUGCUCCCCAUUGCUCCAUGUCAGGCUGUUCCCCAUUAUGCCCUGCUGAUGCUUUGGGUCCAGGGCCUCCUCCUAAGUGUGGCUUUAAGGAGUAAGCUUGAGGAUGAUGUUUUUUAAUUAUUGUAAAUCAUUACCUCAUUUCCAGCCUCCCAGGCUCCAUCCAUCACUGCAUCUUUUAUUCUGCCAUUUUCCUCACCUUGUGCUAUGAAAAUGGGGCGUUGUGUUUCCACAGAGACUUAUAGGAGUGUUCAGUGUAUAGUUUCUUAAUAAACACUUUAUUUUCUAAUGAAA